This is a messenger RNA of Lentinula edodes (shiitake mushroom), 894 nucleotides long. RefSeq lists its product as uncharacterized. The annotation marks the transcript as partial. NCBI's taxonomy places the organism in Eukaryota, Fungi, Basidiomycota, Agaricomycetes, Agaricales, Omphalotaceae. The transcript has 2 exons. The record is from RefSeq and is a predicted model, not a curated record.
ACUCCUUCCAGUUUCAUUCAUCUUGAUCCAACUCAGUUCGGCUCCAUCUAUUCUGUUCCAUCCAACUCUAUCCAUCUCGGUUCAACUUCAUUUAACCAUCGCCAAACUCGAUUCAAGUUCCUCCAACUCCUUCCAGUUUCAUUCAUCUCGAUCCAACUCUAUCCACUUUCAUCCAUCUCGGUUCAACUUCAUUCAAGUCCAUACAAGUCCAUCCCACUCCUUCCAUCCAUACAAGUCCAUCCCACUCCUUCCAGUUUCAUUCAUCUUGAUCCAACUCAGUUCGGCUCCAUCUAUUCUGUUCCAUCCAACUCUAUCCAUCUCGGUUCAACUUCAUUUAACCAUCGCCAAACUCGAUUCAAGUUCCUCCAACUCCUUCCAGUUUCAUUCAUCUCGAUCCAACUCCAUCCACUUUCAUCCAUCUCAGUUCAACUUCAUUCAAGUCCAUACAAGUCCAUCCCACUCCUUCCAGUUUCAUUCAUCUCAAUCCCACUCACUCCGACUCCAUCUAUUGUGUUCCAUCCAACUCUAUCCAUCUCGGUUCAACUUCAUUUAACCAUCGCCAAACUUGAUUCAAGUUCCUCCAACUCCUUCCAGUUUCAUUCAUCUCGAUCCAACUCCAUCCACUUUCAUCCAUCUCGGUUCAACUUCAUUCAAGUCCAUACAAGUCCAUCCCACUCCUUCCAGUUUCAUUCAUCUCGAUCCAACUCAGUUCAAGUCCAUCCAACUCCAUCCACUUUCAUCCAUCUCGGUUCAACUUCAUUCAACUCCAUACAAGUCCAUUCCACUCCUUCCGGUUUCAUUCAUCUCGAUCCCACUCAGUUCGACUCCAUCUAUUCUGUCCCAUCCAACUCCAUCCAUCUCGGUUCAACUUCAUUCAACCAUCGCCAAACUUGA